This is a messenger RNA of Beta vulgaris subsp. vulgaris (sugar beet), 813 nucleotides long. RefSeq lists its product as uncharacterized. The record is from RefSeq and is a predicted model, not a curated record. The transcript has 2 exons. Lineage: Eukaryota; Viridiplantae; Streptophyta; Magnoliopsida; Caryophyllales; Amaranthaceae. Bases 1 to 813 code for a protein of 270 amino acids.
AUGGCAAAGACAUCUAAUGAAGCUUGGAGGAUUAUGCUAAAAUCUUACAAAGGCGAUGAUCGUGUCAAGCAGAUACGUUUACAAACGUUGCGAGGGGAAUUCGAGUCACUAAGCAUGGAUGACUCGAAAUCAAUCUCGACAUAUUACGAUCGUGUGCAAUCAACUAUUAUUCAAAUGAAGAUUAAUGGAGAGAACAUUACCGAUGAGAGGGUAGUACAAAAGAUUAUACGAUCAUUAAAUAGCGAUUUCGAUAAUGUUGCUUCCGCAAUUGAAGAGGCGCAUGAUUUGUCAACCUUGUCCAUUGAAAGGUUGUUGGAUUCGUUGUCGUCACAUGAGGAAAGAAUGAGGCAACAAGGAAACCAAACUGAACGAGCUAAUGUCGCUGAAGCGGGGGAGAAUUUGGUUUUUGCAUGUAAAGAAGGACCAAUCAACGAAAUAAGCAAUACUUGGUAUCUUAACACAAGGUGUAGCAAUCACAUGAUAGGAAAAAAGGAAUUGUUGUUUUACUUGGAUGAAUCGAUAAGUGGAGAAGUUAGCUAUGGAAAUGAAAGCAAAGUUCUUGUAAAAGGCAAAGGUAACAUGAAUAUUCAAUCAAAAGAUGGUAAUAAUGUCACUCUUGCUGAUGUGUAUUAUGUGCCUGACAUAUUUUGGAAUUUAUUGAGCAUCGACCGACUUACUGAGAAGGGGCACACAAUUUAUAUUCAAAAUGGCAUUUGCGAGAUCAAAGGAAAAGAUAACAAAGUUAUUACAAGAGUGAAAAAGAUGAAGAAUCGCAUGUUUCCUUUAUCUACCCAACCAAAAAAACAAUUAUGA